UAACGAUAAUUGGCUUUGAAUUGCGCUUUGGAAUUCAUCUACACCUAAAAUGCCACCAGCAGUGGGAGGUCCAGUUGGAUACACACCCCCAGAUGGAGGCUGGGGGUGGGCCGUGGUCGUUGGCGCUUUCAUUUCCAUCGGCUUCUCUUACGCAUUUCCCAAGUCUAUUACAGUGUUCUUCAAAGAAAUUGAAGGUAUAUUCCAUGCCACCACCAGUGAAGUGUCAUGGAUAUCCUCCAUUAUGUUGGCUGUCAUGUAUGUUGGAGGUCCUAUCAGCAGUGUCCUGGUGAAUAAAUGCGGCAGUCGUCCAGUCAUGAUUGUUGGUGGCCUCUUGUCAGGCAGUGGCUUGGUUGCAGCUUCUUUCUGUAAGAGUGUACAACAACUUUACUUUUGUAUUGGAGUCAUUGGAGGUCUUGGUCUUGCCUUCAACUUGAAUCCAGCUCUGACCAUGAUUGGCAAGUACUUCUACAAGAAACAGCCGUUGUCAAAUGGAUUGGCCAUGGCAGGCAGCCCUGUGUUCCUCUCUACCCUAGCCCCCCUCAAUCAGGCUUUCUGUAUCUAUGGCUGGAGAGGAAGCUUCCUAAUUCUCGGGGCGUUCCUACUAAACUGUUGCGUGGCCGGAGCCCUGAUGCGAUCGAUAGGGCCCUCAGCAACCAAUGCAGAGAAAGACAGGUCUAAACAGACCUUUCAUGAAGUUGGAAAAUCUGAUGCAAAAAUAGUGGCAGGUGAUGCAAAUACAGAUCUUAUCGGAGGAAACCCCAUAAAGGAGAAACCAUCAGUCUUCCAAACAAUUAAUAAAUUUCUGGACUUGUCCCUGUUCACUCACAGAGGCUUUUUGCUGUACCUCUCUGGAAACGUGAUCAUGUUUUUUGGAUUAUUUGCUCCUUUGGUCUUUCUUAGUAGUUAUGGCAAGAGUGGGCAUUACUCUAGUGAGAAGUCUGCCUUCCUUCUUUCCAUUCUGGCUUUUGUUGACAUGGUAGCCAGAACUUCUAUGGGACUUGUAGCCAACACAAAGUGGUUAACACCUCGAGUUCAGUAUUUCUUUGCUGCCGCUGUUACUGCAAAUGGAGUGUGUCACCUGCUAGCACCUUUGUCGUCCAGCUAUACUGAGUUCUGUAUUUAUGCGGGAUUCUUCGGGUUUGCAUUUGGGUGGCUCAGCUCGGUAUUGUUUGAAACACUGAUGGACCUCGUUGGACCCCAGAAGUUCUCCAGUGCUGUGGGAUUGGUGACCAUUGUGGAAUGCUGUCCUGUCCUCCUGGGGCCACCACUUUUAGGUCGUCUCAAUGACAUGUACGGAGACUACAAGUACACAUACUGGGCCUGUGGCGGGGUUCUGAUUGUCGCGGGCAUCUAUCUCUUCAUUGGCAUGGGCAUCAAUUACCGACUUGUGGAAUAAGAACAGAAAGCAGAGAGGCAGCAGAAAAAAGAAAGUAAAGAGGAGGAGACCAGUGUAGAUUUUGAGAAGCCAAAAGAAGUUACCUACGCAGCAGACGCUCCAGAGCAGAAAGGCUUAGCAGGAGGCCCCAAAGAGGAGGAGAGUCCAGUCUGAACACGUCGGGCCGAAGGGUAAAUGGAGCAGCUUGCGACCCAUGAUAUCUGAAAAUGUUCUACUGGCCUGUGAUCUGUCUCCCAGUGGUGCUCAAUGCGAAUAGUGGACAUUUGUGUGGAAAUCCUCCCAGGUGUUCCUUCAUGGAAUUUUUGUUUCACUCCUUACCAGUAGCCUGAAUUAAAAAUACCAUAUCCUUUGGAGAUGGAAUGGUUGGCAAAGAGUGAGGAAAGGAAGUCGGGUAUUUUUUUUUUUUUUUUUUUUAAUCUUAGCUUUUAACAGUGUCAUGAAGAUUGCAAUAU
Rhinolophus ferrumequinum (greater horseshoe bat) is the source of this 1848-nucleotide messenger RNA. Its product is annotated as monocarboxylate transporter 1-like. NCBI's taxonomy places the organism in Eukaryota, Metazoa, Chordata, Mammalia, Chiroptera, Rhinolophidae. The record is from RefSeq and is a predicted model, not a curated record. Gene Ontology annotation, cellular component: membrane. Gene Ontology annotation, molecular function: monocarboxylic acid transmembrane transporter activity. Gene Ontology annotation, biological process: transmembrane transport; monocarboxylic acid transport.